UCCUUCCCCUCCUCCCCUCCUCCAUUCCCUUCACGCAAGCUUUCUUCCACUCGCACCAUCCCGCCGUCAUUGACAUUCAAGCGCUAACCCCCCUCACCCUUAUCCAUACUAUCCCAGGGCCCGUCUUUGGAAGGGCGUGUUUCGAGAUUGGGCUUUCCAAUCAGAAGCUAGGGACGAACCCUUUCUGUUGAUAACGUGCAGCGUUGUCGCCGGCAAGUUCGAUGUGUGUUGGCCCACCCCAUCCCCUGCUAAACCGUUAUUCUCUCUGCAUAGCAUAUCAUAAAAUAACCGGCCCACCCCUCCCUCACAUCCAUCCCUAAACAAGAUUAUGCUCCACCGUAUCGUUGUGUUCUAUCCGGUGCCCUGCUGCCCCUUCCCUCUUUUUCGUUUUUCACCCCGCAGUUCUGAGCCCAUGCCGGGACAACCAAAACCCACAUCCCAUCCAUCCAUCUCAAUGCCUUUGUCGACGUGGUUCGACCUGCACGCGUUUGUUUGACUGACCGCCACUUGCAUUAGUUUCGCUCAUCGUAUCUUUAACAUCCCCUAUCUCAUCACGCUAGCCGGUUGCUACUGCUUCCCUACAAAAAGCCUCAUCCCUAAUUCCCCUCGCAACAAACGGUUCUUCAAACUUCUCUCCCCCCCCUUUUUUUUCUUUUCACCUCAGUGAACCUUUAAUCACUGCUCCACAGCAAAUAUGUCAGAUUCUCCUGAAGAGGUGCUAGCCCCAACUUCUCCUCAGAGCUUGGCUAUCACUCUUAUGGUGGGGGAGACGUCUUCUGCAGCAGAUCAUGACCCGAUUAAGGAGACCCAUCGGGAAGAGCAAAAGGAGGCAGUCAAGAAACCUUCUGUGACGGGAACGGCUAGGCGUCCUGCCGGAGCUGGAUCGAGCGCUACUGCUCCAGCCUCUGGCCUCCCGCCGCGGAGGACUGGGACUAGUUUAUCAAAGCCUCCUCAGAGAUCUACCGCCGGAACCAAUGGGGCCACCGGCACUGCCAGCAAUGCGGCAACACGUAGAACCGUUUCCGGAUCAGCUAGCAGUACUGCGAACAACCCCCCAACUGUUGGCUCGCGGGGGGCCACAAUAUCUGGUAUUUCCAGGAGGACAUCGACAAUUGCUUCCCCAGCCGCAAAUACUCCUCGCUCGCCCGAGAAGAAGGGGAUGCCACCUAGCUCGAGCAGUUCAACUAGUCCUACCGCUGAUCGCCGGACCGCCGCCGGAAGCACCGCAGGUGCCGCUGGUAAUGUGAGAAGAGCCGCUACUUCUACAACAACACCCACAGCAUCUACACACCGGUCACGUCCUUCGAUGUCUAAUACCGUAACUGCCGGGCGCCCUUCGGCUGCUUCCAAUGCCCGGGAAAAUGCCGUCUCACCUAGGCCUCCGUCUGCCGCGGGACGACUUAUCCCCGCGACUGCAAGAGGCGCCCCUAGAACCUCCAGUCUUUCUUCUCGGCCUAGCACUUCGACUUUACGUUCCAGAACCAUGGGACCUAGUGGGCCUGUUAGCGCAUCGAGCGCUAAUUCUUCGAAGGAGUUGGAAGCGCUGAAAGUCAAGGUGUCUGGCUUAGAGGAGAAGAACAAGGAGCUCUCGGAGAAACUUUCCAAAGCAGGUAGCCACUCCGCCACUAAUGGCGAUGCUAAAACAGCCACCGAAGAGUUGGAGUCCGAGCUAGCGGAUCUCAAAGCAAGGAUUACUACCAUUCAGGAAGCGGUAUGGUUUUUAUCACGUAUAUUAGAUCAUGAUAUAUCUGAGGCUAACAAAUCACACAGAACGAGAAGCUACAGACUCAAUGUAAAGAUGCUGAAACGAAGUGUGAAACCUUCGCAGCCCUGGUUGAGGAAUCUGCGGCAACGAUGAGGGAUACAAACGAUAAGAUUAUUGCCAGGCAUGCAGAAGAGCGCAAGGCUCUCGAAGGUGGCUUUGAUGCAAAAGAAAAGGACCUACUCGCGCAGAUUAAUGCCCUGAAAGCUUCCUUUGAGUCUCUAGAAGCACGUCACGCUGAAGAGGUAUCCAAUAACACUUCCUUGGCUGAAAAGGUAUUUCUGUCUUUGGUACGAUGGUGUGACCAAAAACUAAUUUCGUGAAAGGCUGCGGCUGAAACCGACGAUCUCCAGAAGGCUAUUGAAGCUCGGGAGGCGGCGUAUAAUAAGGCGGUCGAAGCUCUCAAUGCUGCCCUUGUAGCCGAGAAGGAAGCCAAUAGCCGAAGCUCUAUUGAUGCGGAAGGCCUUGUCAAGGAGCUUACCGAAGAGAUUUCUGCGUUAAAGAAACGAAUUGAGGAUGAAGACGAGGUUUCUAAGGGUGUCGCCGAAAAGAACUUGGAGGCACUCGAGUCUCGCCAGAAGGAGAUUGACGGGCUCAGUAAUGUUAUCAAGCUCCUGCAAGAAGAAUUGGAGAGUGUGAUGCUUGAAAACAAGGCUGGGGAGCAAAAGGCCAUCCAAGAACUCCAAGAGAAACACGCAGCGGAAUUAGAGGCAGUUGAUGCCGAGAAAACGGCGGCCGAGGAGGCCAAGGUCAAACUUGAGAAGCUUAUUCAAGAGCACCGAGAGCAACUAGAAAAGAGCUCCGAGACUUUGUCUACCCAGCUUCAAGAAGCUAAAUCUUCAGCUAAGGAAUUGGAGAAGGAUCUACUACUAAAGAUUGAGGCUACUAAGUUGGAGGGUGCUAAAGCUUUGGAGACUGCUCAGGAAAAAGCUGCUGAGGAGAUCGAAGCUGUCAGGCAGGAGAGUGAAUCUCAGCAGAAGCAGCUUGAAUUGACCAUUGAAGCCCUAGAGAAGGAAGCUUCUGGCAGCGCCGAGAGCAAAGACAAAGAAUGGGAAAACAAAAUUGACCAGUUGACAAAGUCAAACCAGGACCAAGUCAGCAGUUUGACAGCCCAGUUGGAUACUGCGAGAGAGGAGAUCCAAGGAGCCUUACGGAAGUUGGAACUAGUUGAGCAUCAUUCUGCAGGCGAGAUCAAGUCGGCACAAGAGCAAAGCAAGGAAGAAGUCACCACCCUACAGAACACUUUGGGGGCCUUGGAUAAGGAACUAGCGGUUUGUUCCAUAUGUGCUCACAUUUGUUUUUUUGCUCACGAGAUUUAUUGCAGGACAAGGAGGAUCAACUGGCAAAAUUCAGGGUAGAUCUCGAAAGGGCUGUUAAGGAUAUUGCAGACAGCGCUGAGGUCAGUAGCAAUUGCCCUCCGCAUAGGAGUCGAGUCGCUAAUAUUCGUAUAGAGGGGUUCUAAGCUUGAGGAAACCCAUAAGGCUGCCCUUGAUUCCCAACGCGCUGAACACGUUACAGAAAUCGAGAAAAUGAGGGCCGAACUCACUUCUAGUAACGAGGGAAAGUACACUCUGCUUUCUGACAAGCACGAAGCGCUUGUUGCCGAACUAGAUUCAACCAGAGAGGCACAUAACGUCGAGAUACUUCGUAUGGCUGGGGAGCUUAAAAAGGCAGAAGAAAGCAUAUCACAGUUAUUGCAGAGUCACAGCUCUACCAUCUCUUCGCUGGAGGAUAAGUGUGCAAUUGAGAAAGCCUCCCGAGUGGAGCUACAAGCCGCUCUGGAUGCUGUCCCUGAUCAAUCUGCUUUCGACGCCCUUUCUCAGCAACUUGAGAUAACAAAGGCAGAACUUGACGAGAUUAAGACAUCCAAGGAUGCCGAGAUCAAAAGGUUGCAGGAAUCGUUACAGGAAGCAGAGGAAUCUAAAUCUGGGCUCGAGUCCGAGGUUGCAAAGGAGAAGGCUUCAAAUCAGGAGCUUCUCGAGAGAGUUUCGGCCCUCGAGAUUGAGGUCUCGGAGGCCCAGAAGGAGGUGGUCGAAAAAACCGCAGCUGUUGAGAAAUCAGAUGAAGAGGUUAGGGGUCUCCGUGCGUCGAUGGAAGCUGAUUGCAAGUCGAUAGAGAAAAUUUACCAGAUAGAGCUUGAUGAGCUGAAGCGUGAAGCCAAGGGCUUGAAGGAUAAGCUUGGAUCCGAAAAGAAGGAAGUCGAAACUACUUUGGCUGCUCUCGAGAAGGUGAAGGACUUGGAGAUGGAAAAGAAGGCCUUGGAGGAAGAAAAUGCGACCCUAGUGGAUGGGAACGGGGCCCUCGGCAGAGAGAUGGAAACCCUUAAGGAGGAGCAGGAAGCCUCUAUGGCUUCCAUCACAUCUGAACUGGAGUCUUUGAAAGGAGAGCUCAGUAUACUGAAAGAGGAGAAGGAGACCGCCCUUCAGGCCAUGAAGGCAAAGGAGGCUGACCUCGAGAAAGCUAAUCACUUGGUAUCCUCGUUGGAAGCCGAUAGCACGGAAAAAUCUAACAGUUUGGAAACAACUACCAAAGAGAAGUCUGACUUUGAAGCCGAGAUAAAGCAACUCAAGGAACAGGUCGAGAGCUCUAAGGAGCUUAUCAAGAUCAAGGAAUCCGCAAUUGAGAUGGCUAUCAAGGGCUCGGAAGGAGCAGAGACGACUUUAAAGGAGCAAUUGGACGCCGCUAAAGCCCUCGUUAAGGAGAAGGAAACAGCGCUUAUAAAUUCCCAGAAGGAAUCGGCGGCCAAAAUGAAAGUAGUCGAGGCGCAGCUAGCUGAGCUGAAGCUACAAAUCAAAAACCAGGUGAGCACAGAAAAUGGGUCCUCUCGCGGGGGAGAAGCCGGGGAGACUUCGGAAGUUAAGAAAAUACCUAUUAUAGGAAUUGUCAGCCACCCAAUCUCCUUCUGCUAAUGUGAGUUGCUAAGGAAACUAUGCUUCCUCUCACAACUAUAUAUGAAUGAUCACCGAGGCUAAGAAUUGUGAUACUAAAGGUAGCUGCGCUUAAGACCCAACUCGGUCAACUACAAGCCGAUAACGAGGAAAUUACACGGGAAAAUACUAGGUGUGUAUACCACUCGCGACCCCACACAUUGUGCCUUUUUUGUGAAUCUUUUGCGUAUUGAUGUGCGGGUACGUUUGGAUUUUUUUAUGUUCUUUGGCCGGGCUAAUUUCUCAUGUGAUCCUCCACAAAAUGUUAGGAUGUUGAAAAUGAUUGAAAGCCUACCGCUCGGGUCGACUUCUGAUCAAGGUUGACAUGGUUUGCCCACUCUAUCCCUUCGUACUCUUGUCCUACGCUCCGGCCUACAGAGGGAGACACGAUAGCCUCGAAAUUCUUUCUCGUUUUUUCUUCCUUUCAAUGGGGAGCGAUACAUCGGAUUUAACUUUAUUCCUUUUGUUUAUUACUUUUUUUGUAGUGCUUACUUACAUUUCCCGACGAAACUACUAUCAAGUCGGUUGGAUGGACGGAUGCAUGCAUGGAUUUAUUUCCUGCGGGGGGGGGGUGGGUAUUUUUCUUUGGGGGUUUAAUUGGCUUUUAUACCGUACCAUUUUUCAAUCUUUCCUCCAGGUUGUGGGAAUUGUGUAAUUAUGAUACCAAGGCAAAGCAGGGGUAGAGAUGUUUUCCUUUUUUUCCUUUCGCGUCGUAUUCCCCAAGCGGCCCAGCCAGUCAUGAAGUAGUCCUAGUCAUGUUGCGGUACGGUAACGAAGAAGUUUUCUCCUUUUCCCUGUUGGCCCGAUAGAGUUGCAUAAGCGUAAGUUUGUUAAUUUGAAU
Molecule: messenger RNA, 5530 nt
Organism: Tuber aestivum (summer truffle)
Lineage: Eukaryota; Fungi; Ascomycota; Pezizomycetes; Pezizales; Tuberaceae
Source: the annotation of a GenBank genome assembly